Messenger RNA from Magnolia sinica, 1137 nucleotides. RefSeq names its product transcription factor bHLH100-like. The transcript is spliced from 3 exons. Gene Ontology annotation, cellular component: RNA polymerase II transcription regulator complex. NCBI's taxonomy places the organism in Eukaryota, Viridiplantae, Streptophyta, Magnoliopsida, Magnoliales, Magnoliaceae. Gene Ontology annotation, molecular function: protein dimerization activity; DNA-binding transcription factor activity, RNA polymerase II-specific; RNA polymerase II transcription regulatory region sequence-specific DNA binding. The record is from RefSeq and is a predicted model, not a curated record. Gene Ontology annotation, biological process: regulation of transcription by RNA polymerase II. The coding region runs from base 189 to 971 and encodes 260 amino acids.
UAGCCAACCUAUGGGAAGGAAUAGAUUUUACACAUACAUGAUAGGUUGAAAGUUAUCUUCUCGAUGGAUAGCAACUUAUCAUCCAACUAGCUGGACGUGAGCAUUUCUCCUAUAUAAAUACAUAUGAAGAUCAUCUAACCUUCAUAUCAAACGAAAGGUCACCCCAAGUAGCCUUCCGAGUCUCCAUCAUGCUGGCUCUAUCUCCCCCUUUGUUUUCUUCCUUUGGGUGGCCACUGGAUGAUCAAACCGCCCAUAUUGAAAGGAACAAUUGUAUAGGCAAUGAUCCUUUCCUGAUCUACAACAGAGAAAUAGAAACUUCUGAAUCUUUUCUCCGGUGUGGCGAUAAUCGACCCGAUGCAGAGUUCGAAGAUCUCAGACAUCUGGAUUCCACUGGUGAUGAUCCUUCGACUACGAAGAAGAUUAGCCAUAAUGCCAAUGAACGGGACCGGCGUAAGAAGCUUAACAAUUUGUAUUCUACGCUUCGGUCUCUAAUGCCGGGAACCGACGAAACGAAGAAAUUGAGUAUUCCAGCUACCGUGUCCCGUGCAUUGAAAUACAUACCGGAGCUACAAAAACAGAUGGAAAGGCUGAUAAAAAGGAAGGAGGAGAUCCUAUCACAGAUCAUGAAGCAAGGAUACCCCACCCAUCUAAAAAACAAUGGAGUGGGGCCCGCCCAAGUGUCCCCAUCUGACCCAACCGUUUCGGUGUGCCAAGUUGAUGAUACACAUGUUGUGAUCCAGAUGUGCGUCUCCGAUGUAAGCAGGAAUCCCAUCUCAACGGUUCUGAUGAAUUUAGAGGAAGAGGGUAAUCGUGUGGUGAAUGCAUCGACCUUCUCCUCCGUUGACAAAGUCUUCUAUAAUGUCCAUCUUCAGGUGAAUGAGGUAGUGAGCAUGCAGAAUGGGUUGCUGAAGGAAAAACUCAUUUCAUUGUACGGGAGCAAGAAAAUACUAUUUCCACCACGCACUAUGUAGAAACUUUACAAAUGGUGGCUUCUUUCCUUGGAUGACAUUGUAUUAUAGUUGGUUAAGGCAAGAUGUAAAACAGUAUAACAGUACCACUAACAUUCCCAACUAGCACGCGGACGCAACUAUGGAAGUUAUGUGAUAUACUGUGGCAUGAUUUGAUGGUUCAUAUCCA